AUGAAUGUGUCCAACAACUGCAGCACCACAGAUCUACAACCUCACCCCCAUGUUCGCCUCAUUGAAUUUGCUCUGUACAGCCUCAUUUUCUUUUUUGGAGCACUGUUUAAUGUCCUUGCCUUCUGGGUGUUCUCCUGCAAGAUGAAGAAGUGGACAGAAACCAGGGUGUAUGUAAUGAAUUUAGUCUUUGCAGAUUUCUCUGUCAUCUGCACCUUGCCUUCCAUGGUUUAUUUGCUCUGGAAUAAGUCAGCCCGAGGGGAGCUCUGCCGGUUUACAGAGACAAUGUAUUUUAUCAACAUGUUAGUGAGCAUCUACAUCAUUUCAUUCAUCUCCAUUGAUCGAUACAUUGCCAUCAAGCACCCUUUGAAAGCCAGGGCCUUCAGGUCCCCAUCAAAGGCUGCCCUCCUCUGCGGGCUCCUGUGGGUGCUGGUCAUAGUCAGUGCCACCAUCCAGCUUGGGCACAGACACACAGAUCUCUGCUUCCAGACCUACACCCUGCCUGCUGCUCUCAGCCUGCUGGCCAUUUUCUUUGUUUUCACUCUCCCAUUAGCCAUCUUGAUCUUCUGCUCCACAGAAGUCAUCAGGAACCUCAAGAAACAUCUGAACACGAAUUCACCGGAGGAGAAAUCGAUCCAUAAAGCUGUACACAUUAUUUAUGCAAACCUGAUUGUAUUUCUGAUAUGUUUCCUGCCAGCCUGCCUUGGCCUGCUCACCAGGUUCAUCAUGGAGAGUGUUGGAGUUACCUGUUUCCUGCUCUGUGUCAUUAAGAACUUCUCCUCCGUGAUGAGGUGCAUUGCCACGUCCAACUGCUGCCUCGAUAGUGUCUGCUACUACUUUGUCACCAGGGAGUUCCAGGAAGCCUUUCUACAGCCCAAAGCCAGCACUCAACAACCAGAGGCAACCCACCCCUUGCAGAUAGAGACAUGCUAAAGGAAAAAGUGGAACAAAAUCCAGCAUCUGCAACAUAAAAAAGAAAUACAGCUUCAGGGCUAUUGGGAUAAGUAUUGCUCUUUUUCUCUAGCAAGUUCUUAGUUAGGUUUAGAAAUUUAUACUCUAUGUUUCCAUUAAACAAAUAGGUCACAGAGAUAUGUGAAAGUGUGUAUGUAAUCAGUUGUUUUUAAUGUGCCUCCAUUCCACCCUCCAGCACCUAUUUGUUACCGUUACAGCAAGACAGGUGAGCCAUGUACCUCUUUUAGUUCCUUCUGCAUCUAAAAUCUACUGAUCCUUCUUGCCAACAUGUACAAAUAUAUCUAUCAUGUUAUACUUCACUGUGUAUUUCAGGUUGUUUCCAUUAUUAAACGAAUCCAGUUGUCCCAGAUUGCAAGGCAAGAUGGAUUUUAUUUGCCAUCUGUAUGGCAGUUGUCUUCUAUUAAGUGAGCAGUUUUCCUUAUCUUUUCCACACCCACUCCUCCCUCGAGAGGGGACACCUGCUGAUAACAGGCUAUUGAAUGUCACUGCCUGACUGAUAAGAACUACAGCAUCCCAUUGUGAGAUGCUCUGCCCAAAGGGAGGAGCCAAGCAUUCCUACCUGGAUAUAAGCUGGAGAUUCUAGAACAGCAACACAGCUUCUCCUCUGGAUUUCCCCGAGGAACAGCAGCUGCCUCUUCCACUGGAUCUUAGGAGGAAGACUACACCUUUCUACAGGAUCCCUGCUCCAGCAGAACCACCCCUGGCAUUCCAGGAGGGCUGCAGCCACAAUUCCAGUGGGACUGCUGCCAGCCCCCGGACCCACAGGGUGUCAACAGGUUGUGUUCUGACUCUGUUAGUGUUGGUUUAAUUUACUGCAUUGUUUGUUUUAUCCUUUUAUUUUCUUCCCCAUUAAAGAGCUGUUAUUCCUGCU
Haemorhous mexicanus (house finch) is the source of this 1840-nucleotide messenger RNA. Its product is annotated as G-protein coupled receptor 35-like. The record is from RefSeq and is a predicted model, not a curated record. Gene Ontology annotation, molecular function: G protein-coupled receptor activity. The transcript has a single exon. NCBI's taxonomy places the organism in Eukaryota, Metazoa, Chordata, Aves, Passeriformes, Fringillidae. The coding region runs from base 1 to 930 and encodes 309 amino acids. Gene Ontology annotation, biological process: phospholipase C-activating G protein-coupled receptor signaling pathway; positive regulation of Rho protein signal transduction. Gene Ontology annotation, cellular component: membrane.